Molecule: messenger RNA, 429 nt
Organism: Staurois parvus
Lineage: Eukaryota; Metazoa; Chordata; Amphibia; Anura; Ranidae
Source: the annotation of a GenBank genome assembly
AUGGCAGACCUGAAGAAACUUUAUACAGACCCAUCCAGGUUUAUCUGCAUUUAUCCAGCUUACAUCAAUAACAAGAAGACAAUUGCAGAGGGAAGGAGGAUACCAAUUGAAAGGGCUGUGCAGAAUCCAACAUGUACUGAAAUUGCAGAUGUAUGUCGUGCAAACAAGCUAAAUGCCAUUGUAGAGGCAGACAAGAUGUACACACGUGAGUGGAACCGGGAUGUACAGUACAGGGGUAGAGUGCGCGUACAGCUAAAAAAUGAAGACGGCACACCAUGUGUGGAGAAACUUCAGUCAAGGAGAGCUGUAAUGUUUCGUGUGGCAGAGGAGAUCCCUAAGCUGAAAACUCGGACACAAAAAACAGGAGGAGGAGAUCAGGCAGUUCAGCAAGGAGAAGGUGGUAAGAAGAGCAAGAAAAAGAAGAAGUGA